Ectocarpus sp. CCAP 1310/34 is the source of this 1390-nucleotide messenger RNA. The record is from the annotation of a GenBank genome assembly. NCBI's taxonomy places the organism in Eukaryota, Phaeophyceae, Ectocarpales, Ectocarpaceae.
AGCUCAACUGCUUUGUGUCUGCUGUACGCAAAGUGUGAGCCAUCCAUGGCGACGAUGAUUAUGAAGGGCUUGGUUGUAUCUGCAGGUGUAACAGGGGCGGCGGGAUUCGUGCCUCCAUCAGCUGGCAGAUGUACAGCCUGGAGAGGUCGUCAGGUCACAAUGAACUUGUUCAACGAUGCGGCGAGAUGCGUUCCUGCCGUGCUCCUCGGAGUGGCCUUGACAACAUCAGCCCCACUAUUGGACAGCCCCGCCACACACACCACACACACCGCCAUUUUGGGAGCGUCUCCCGUGUUCGCUGACGACAAGGGGAUGUCUAGCGUCAGCGAUUCCAAGCUCUCGGUGGGAGCGGCUUCGACCGGAGACAAGGGCGCGCGGAAAACCGUUACGCGGGGCGUGAACAUCGAGAACGCCGACUACCACGACAAGGACCUGUCGAGCGUUUCGUUCCAGCAGAGCCUGGUGCGCGGGACGAACUUCAAGAACGCAAAGCUCGUGGCGGCAGGGUUCUUCGACGCUGACCUUUCCAACUGCAACUUCGAGUCAGCGAACAUGAACCAAGCCAACCUUGAGCUCGCAAACUUAAGCGGCGCGAAUAUGAAGAAUGCUUUGGUCACGGAGGCGUACGUCUCGGGCGCUACUAAAAUGGAGCCGGCGAUAAUCGAAGGGGCGGACUUCACAGAUACGUUUCUACGGAAAGACCAGGUCAGGUAUCUCUGCGGCCUGGAUACCGCCAAGGGCACCAACCCUGUUUCGGGGGUAGACACCAGGGAAAGCUUGGGUUGCCCCUGACGUUACUGGCGGAUAGGCCCAUGUCUGGUGUUCGCUGGCACUGGCGUUGAACGUUACCACAACUGCUUUGAUACCAACUUCUUGUUGUUUCAGCGAUAGAAGGGUUGGUUGGGUGGUGGGCAGAGCUAAGGUGUUGAGUUUGUGGCAUCAGCGUUGUUUAUUGAAGGGCCGCACCCUGUCUCUUAACCUGUUGUAGCCGGAGGAUCAUGGUAAUGGUUGAGGCAAUGCCCGUCGUAGAUGUUCCUGCGACUGUCACUGCCCCACGAUGGGCGUGACCACCCUAGACGCAUAUCAUAGAUAGAUGGACACGAGAUGUUUUGUCAGGAGAGAGUGACAUGGCAGUAAUAGAGAUGCAUACGUGAACACUGGGACUUUUGGCUCUUUGUUCCGAUGCGUGCAUAAAACCACACGGUCAAAGUUGCUUCGUGCCCUGAUAAACUUCGAGAGAGGCACAAGAUGAGGUAAAGGAAAAUGUGUAGAUACGACUAUGCUGGCAGACGACGAGAGGGCCGUACGUCGCAUAAGAUACCACUCACAACUUUGGACUGAUGUUCAAAGCUCGAUCACUUUGCAGCAAAAAGGUGAAGUUGUCGAACAU